UGCUGCCGCUAGAUACGUAGCAAGCCCCCUUCGUUGCAGGAGAAAGUAACGUUCGAUAGCUUCAAAACAGAAAAACACGCCUCCGAGAAAAAUGGCCGGGGCGCUUCGGGCUCUGCUGGGGAAUGCAAAGUCUUUCACUUAUAUUUUGACAUUCACCAAAAUGGCCCAGCCGCUCCGAACUCCUGUUUUACCUGCUGCUGUCAUCCGAAGCGCUUCAACUGGGACUCUGGAAGUGAAGGAACCGCUCAACUUCUGGUGCGGGGGCAGAGUAAAGCCCAAAGAUGCGAAAAACGCGGAACAUGUAUACGAACCUGCCACAGGACGUGUCCUUUGUGAAAUGGUACCAUGUGGGGCUGAGGAGGUGGAUCAGGCCGUUCAGAGUGCCCAUUCUGCCUAUUUGAAGUGGAGCAAGAUGGCUGGUAUGGAGAGAGCACGUGUGAUGCUGGAGGCAGCUCGCAUUAUCAGGGAACAGAGAGAUGAGAUUGCCAAGAUGGAAGUGAUCAACAAUGGGAAGUCCAUCACAGAGGCACGUGUGGACAUAGACGUAGCUUGGCAGUGCAUUGAGUACUAUGCUGGCAUGGCUGGAACACUUGCAGGCCAGCAUAUCCAGCUUCCAGGGGGUGCUUUUGCCUACACAAGGCGUGAGCCCCUUGGCGUGUGUGUGGGCAUUGGUGCAUGGAACUACCCCUUCCAGAUCGCGGCCUGGAAAUCCGCCCCUGCCUUGGCCUGUGGCAAUGCCAUGGUGUUCAAGCCCUCACCUAUGACUCCGGUGACAGCUGUUAUGCUGGCAGAGAUCUACGCCCAGGCUGGAGUCCCAGAAGGGCUCUUCAACGUAGUGCAGGGAGCAGCAGAGACGGGCACCCUGCUCUGCCACCACCCAUUGGUGGCAAAGGUGUCCUUCACUGGCAGUGUCCCCACAGGCAAGAAGAUCAUGGAGAUGUCUGCGAAGGGGGUGAAGCCUGUGACCCUGGAACUGGGAGGGAAGUCACCACUGAUUAUCUUCAAGGACAGUGAGCUGGAUAAUGCUGUAAAGGGGGCGCUCAUGGCAAAUUUCCUGUCCCAAGGAGAGGUCUGCUGUAACGGGACAAGGGUCUUUGUCGAGAGGGAGAUUCUGCCCAAGUUCUUGGAGGAAGUGGUGAAGAGGACCAAGGCUAUCCCAGUCGGUGACCCCCUGCUGGAUGGAACCCGCAUGGGUGCUCUGAUCAGCCGACCACACCUUGACCGAGUCCUAGGUUUCGUCAGUCAAGCCAAGAAAGAGGGUGCCAGGGUACUGUGUGGAGGGGAGCCCUUUGUCCCCACUGACCCCAAACUUCAGGGAGGCUACUUCAUGUCCCCGUGUGUUCUGGAUAACUGCAGCGAUGACAUGACCUGUAUCAAGGAGGAGAUCUUUGGACCUGUAAUGUCUGUACUGCCUUUUGACACAGAGGAGGAAGUUCUGCAGAGAGCCAACAAUACCACCUUUGGCCUGGCUGCAGGCGUCUUCACAAGGGAUGUGGCCCGUGCCCAUCGCGUAGCAGAAAAUCUGCAGGCAGGAACCUGUUUCAUCAACAACUACAACAUCAGCCCCGUGGAGGUGCCUUUCGGCGGCUAUAAGAUGUCAGGCUUUGGAAGGGAAAAUGGCCAGGUGACUAUAGAGUAUUACUCUCAGCUGAAGACCGUGGUGGUUGAGAUGGGUGACGUUGACAGCCUCUUCUAGAUCUCGGUGUGAACAUUUACUACACUGACCAUUAUGCUGAAUGCAGAGCACUAACACUAAACCAGCCAACUGGCCACACUUCUAACACCCAACAUUCAAUUCAUACCAGUAUUACUGUGCUGAUGUAAUCUAAAAUCCCCCUGACCAGAUGAGAAGGCUUUUCCACUGCCUAUACUGUGCCAUAGGUAGAAUGCAAUAGUAUAUAU
This is a messenger RNA of Megalops cyprinoides (Indo-Pacific tarpon), 1902 nucleotides long. RefSeq names its product aldehyde dehydrogenase 9 family, member A1a, tandem duplicate 1 (gene aldh9a1a.1). The transcript is spliced from 12 exons. The coding region runs from base 92 to 1696 and encodes 534 amino acids. The record is from RefSeq and is a predicted model, not a curated record. Lineage: Eukaryota; Metazoa; Chordata; Actinopteri; Elopiformes; Megalopidae. Gene Ontology annotation, molecular function: 4-trimethylammoniobutyraldehyde dehydrogenase (NAD+) activity; aminobutyraldehyde dehydrogenase (NAD+) activity.